AUGAAUAUAAGACAACAAUUUGUACAGACAAAACUGAUACAGCAGAUUGUAAACAAUGCUUUGAAAGUUUUUAAACAAACCGAGGCUAAAGGUUGUCUGUCUUUACGCUUUACGGAAAAUACGGAAUUAAAAUCUUUAAUCAUUGCGUCAACAUCUUUAGGGUCUGUAGAGAAGACAACAGAAAACAACAGUCUGGUUGGAUUAAAGUUGUAUAAAGUAAGUUCACAGAAAGAGAUUAAAAUCAAAAUGAAAAAUGACCGUACACAAUGCUACAUUUGUGAUGUAUGUCAGCUUCCAGACGGUACAAUCAUACUGGCUGAUUAUCAUAAUAUGAGGAUAAAGAGACUUGAUAUGAAUUGUAACAUUAAAGAUUGUUUGGAUCUAGAAUCAAAAUCUAGAGGCAUCUGUUGUACUGGUAAUACUGAGGUCGCAGUGAAACUGAACAACAACGAAGUUUGGUUUAUAUCAGUAGGAAACUCAUUAUCUAAGGUGAGAGAUAUAUCUGUUAUAGGUGGAGGUAACUGGGGAAUGACAUAUUGUGCUGGAGAGUUGUGGGUAUCUGAUGGAAAUGGUGUUAAUGUAUACAAUAUGACUGGUACAUUUAUGAAGUCUGUCAGUAAUAAUGUCAAUGGUCAAUGCAAAAUUAAAUCAACUGCACAACAAAUGGCUGUCAGUGGAGAUACUGUUAUUGUAGCAGAUUAUAGUGAUGGUGCUGUCUGUCUUAACAGAGAUGGUACUGUGAAGAGAGAACUGAGAGAUAAAAGACUUGACGCCACACGAGGUGUAUGUGUAGCCAAUGACGGAACCGUGUUUAUUUCUGGAUAUUACUCAAACAACAUCAUGAUGUUUGAUAGAGAUGGUAAAUGUCUGGGAGAAUUGGUGGGUAAAGAUGCUGGUUUGGUUAAUCCAAUAUCAUUGUUGUAUGAUGACAAUAGAAACUGUUUAAUUGUUGCAUGCUGGCCGGACAAGAUCAUAGUUUAUAAUACAUAA
Molecule: messenger RNA, 990 nt
Organism: Ruditapes philippinarum (Manila clam)
Lineage: Eukaryota; Metazoa; Mollusca; Bivalvia; Venerida; Veneridae
Exons: 1
Coding region: 1-990 (329 amino acids)
Biological process (GO): proteasome-mediated ubiquitin-dependent protein catabolic process; protein polyubiquitination
Molecular function (GO): ubiquitin protein ligase activity
Source: RefSeq, a predicted model, not a curated record